This is a messenger RNA of Ilex paraguariensis (yerba mate), 1035 nucleotides long. The record is from the annotation of a GenBank genome assembly. NCBI's taxonomy places the organism in Eukaryota, Viridiplantae, Streptophyta, Magnoliopsida, Aquifoliales, Aquifoliaceae.
AUGAGGGAUUUUCCUUCUUGUUUUGGGGAAAAUGGGGUUCAGGUUGCUGAUUUCUCAUCAUCAAGUACCACAAAUAAAGUUGCUCAGAAUUUGGUCAAUUGUGUAUAUCAAUGUCGAUUACGAGGCAAAUCAUGUUUGAUUUCUGUUACAUGGAGUAAGAAUUUGAUGGGUCAAGUUCUUAGUGUUGGUAUUGAUGAUAGCACCAAUCAAUGCCUCUGUAAGGUUGACAUAAAGCCGUGGUUGUUCUCUAAGAAGAAAGGGUCAAAGAGUUUAGAAGCAGAUUCCCACAAAGUUGACGUUUAUUGGGAUCUUUCUUCAGCAAAAUUCGGAUCCGGGCCUGAGCCAUUGGAGGGAUUCUACUUGGGGGCUGUCUAUGAUCGGCAAAUGAUUUUACUUCUUGGGGACAUGAGGAAAGAGGCUUUUAAGAAAACAAGUGCCACUCCUGCUUCGUUUAAUUCUGUUUUCAUUGCCAAGAAAGAACACAUUUUUGGUAAGAAGAUAUUCAGCACCAAGGCUCAGUUUUGUGAUAAUGGAAAAGUGCAUGACCUUGUGGUUGAGUGUGAUACAAGUGGCUCCAAUGACCCGUGCCUGGUGAUUCGCAUAGAUAGCAAGACUAUGAUGCAGGUGAAGCGGCUCCGGUGGAAGUUUCGUGGAAACCACACCCUCUUGGUUGAUGGCCUUGCAGUGGAAGUAUUUUGGGAUGUUCACAAUUGGCUCUUUGGUACAUCACCCGGAAAUGCAGUUUUCAUGUUCCAGACCAGCCUUUCAGCUGAGAAGUUAUGGGCCAGCCAACCCCUCUGCGAUCCCCAUACACUGCAUUGGUCCUGGUCUCAGAGAUUUCAAGAUUCCCAAACACAGUGUCUUGGUUUCUCACUUACUUUGUUUGCUUGGAAGAAUGAAUAGAAGAGUCUAGGGCUGUUCAUUGAUUUCUAACAAGUACUUUUACUGAGCUAAGAUUUUUAUUAGCCAUGCAAUUUUAUUAUACUUGAUUAUAGUUGUGUUCAGUUGUUUUUCCUUGUAAUUUUUACCCGAGUA